CGGCGAAUUAAGAAGGAUUAUUAAAGUGAAUAAAGUGAUGAAAAACGUGUAUUUGUGUUUAUUAAACAAAAAUAUACAAAAAUAGUGCAAAGAAAUAUUCAGAAUAGUGAGAAAUUUUGACAAAAAAUGGAAAAAAUCUUGUUUUGUUUAGUUUUUAUUUAUUCGAUAAACCCAAUUUUUCCGACGCAUUCGGGGAAUUCACAGAAAUUUUUACACGUCGAACAUGCCGAUAUUGGAUCAAAUAAACCUUUAUUGAUAAAAAAUACUGAUUUGGAUUUAGCUGAGGUUAUCAACCAAAGAUACAGAAGAGAUUUAACAUCGUCGGAUCGAAGUGAAAACUCGAAAAAUAUUACUACAAAGCACAACGCCCUUAAUGAUUCUCAUGCUCAGCUAAUGGUUCAUUGGCUUGGUGAAGGCUCCGAUGUGAUGAUUUGUUUGGCACGUGAUCCACCACUAGGUUCAAACGAUGAUCCUAAUACAACAAUCGCAGCACCAUCAACAAUUUUCAUUUCGUAUGAUUAUGGUGACACGUUUCAAGAUAAAACUGAAAAAUUUCAACUCAACAAGUCGAAUACAAUCAUAAAUUCAACGGUGGAUCUUUUUGUGACGCAUCCGAAGUUUAACACUAUUGUCUUCACGGAUACGAACAACAAUGCAAUUUUUACAUCCGACGACAAUGGAAAGACUAUCAAGAAUCAUUUACUCAGUUUCAAGCCAUCGGAUGUUUCCUUUUAUGAAGCUGACUCGAGAACAUUUCUCGUGCUUGAUAAAGAUGAUCCACAACGAACACUUUACAUAACAAAUGAUUUUGGUGUGACGUUUGACCGUUUACAAAGUUAUGUUAAGUCAUUUGUAUGGUCGUCAGGUGACAGUGUUCCGACACAUCUCUAUGUCGAACGAAAAGAACCGACAAACUCUUCGUCCAUCAUUUUUAUUAAUGCUUCGGAACUUUUAAGAAAUGGACCGAGAAAAUUCAACACGCUUAUCGAGAAUGUUCAGGAAUUUUAUGUGAAGAAAGAUUUCAUGUUUGCGGUUCAAAAGUCAUUGAACACAACAAAGCUUUUGAUUUCAUAUCGUCGUGAGAAAUUUCUUAAAGCUGAUUUCAUAACUGAACUUGAUGUCAAAGGAAUUCACAUUGCGGAUGUUGAAGGAAAACGAAUUUUGGUUUCUGCAAUUCAUAAUGAGAAAAUUUCACAUUUAUAUGUAUCGGAAGCAAAUGAGAAAAUGACGGAAAUUAAGUUUGUGCAAAGUUUGGAGAAUGUUUUCACUUACAUUCCCGAACUAAAUUGGAAGAGUAGUUGGUUGACACAAUCGGCUGAUGAGCCCUUCACCGACUUGUAUAAAGUUGAAGGUUUACGUGGCAUUUACAUCGCAUCAAGAAUCCAUAAAGUUCCAACAAAUGAUGCAAUUUCACCCGAUAAUCUCGGCUCUGUGAUAACAUUCGAUCAUGGAAGCACUUGGAGUCCUAUAAUCGCUCCGACAGUUGAUGACGAAGGUCAACCAAUUAUCUGCAAAGAUUGUAGCUUACAUUUGAGUCAGAAUUACACGUUCAGUGACGAUAAUGAGCUCAAAGUCUGCUCCGGGUGUCAUCAUGGCUUCCGGGUGAUUGGAAAGUCGUUGAAAGGUCAUCCAGGCGUUUAUAUAUCUCGUGAUGCUGGCCUCACAUGGAAGCAAAUCUUGAAGAAUUAUCAUUUCUUCAACAUGGGUGAUCAUGGUGGCAUUCUCGUCGCAGUUAAAUAUUUCAAGUCAAAAGGCGAAACCAGAGAAAUUCUUUACUCGACAGAUGAGGGCGAUAAGUGGUCGUCAUAUUCAUUCCAUAGCACUGACUUGAAAGUUUAUGGUUUGAUGACUGAACCAAAUAGCAACUCAACAAUUUUCACAUUGUUUGGUUCGGAAGUAUCAGAGCAUCGUUGGUUGAUAAUUAAAAUUGAUUUGAGAAAUGCUUUCACCACAAAUUGUACUGAAGAUGAUUACAAGUUUUGGGUUCCAAAGUCUCAUAAUGGCGACAGUUUUAUGCCGUGCAUUUUGGGACGUCAAGAUACAUAUCAAAGACGAAAAGCACAUGCAAAUUGUCAUAAUGGUAAAGAUUACGUUCGUCCAGUUAGUCAAGAGAUAUGCACAUGUUCAAGUUGGGAUUAUGAGUGCGAUGCUGGAUUUAGUCGAUCAACAACAAGCUCAGGUUGCAUCAGAAAUAGAACAUUGACAAAUUUUGAUCCUUUUGCUAUUCCUGGUAAUUGUAAACCUGGUCAAUUUUAUAAUCGCACAAAAGGUUAUCGUAAAAUUGAAGGCGAUGAGUGUGUCGAUGGAUUCUCUUCACUUUAUGAACCGCAAUCAAUUCCAUGUCCAUUUAAAUCAACUGGCGAAUUUCUCGUCGUUGCACAACGUGAUCGAAUUUCAAAAAUUAAUCUUGUUGAUGGUGUGAAGGAAAUAUUUCCGGUUACGGGACUUAAAAACGUCAUCGCAAUUGAUUUUGAUUUGGCCAACAAUUGUGUGUUCUGGGCUGAUAUAAUGACUGACGUUAUUGGUCGUCAAUGUUUGAAUGGAACUGAAUUACCGGAAAUUCUCGUUGAAACAGGUUUAGCAUCGGUUGAAGGGAUGAGUUACGAUUGGAUUAGUCAAAUGUUGUACUUUGUUGAUGGAAUGAGAUUAAAGAUUGAAGCAGUCAAAGUGUCAUCACAUCCAUAUGGUAAAAUGAGACGAACAGUAAUUCCAGCAUCAAAAUUAGCGAAGCCUCGUGGCAUUGCUGUUCAUCCCAUGGCUGGUUAUCUCUUCUUCACUGAUUGGAAUGCUUUCAACCCUUCAAUUUCACGAGCUAAUUUAGACGGUGAAGAUCGUCGUGAACUUUUUACACAUCCAGAAGUUUUCUGGCCGAAUGGCAUCACAGUUGAUUUCAUUGCUGAGAGAAUUUAUUGGGUUGAUGCUAGUAAAGAUUACAUCGCAAGUUCCGAUCUCAAUGGCAAAGGAUUCAAAAAGAUUCUUCAUUCAGAUACUCGCGUUGAACAUCCAUUCGCAGUCGCUGUGCACAAAUCAACACUUUAUUGGGAUGAUUGGAAAAUGAAUUCAGUCUUCUCAGCUGACAAGGAUCAUGGAAUUAUGAUUCGAACUGUUGCUGAAGACAUGCUUAAUCUCAUGGACUUGAAAAUCUUUGCACAUUCAAUUCAAGAAGGUUCAAAUGCUUGUACCAACAAUGAAAAAUGUUCACACUUUUGUGUUGGAGCACCGAAGAAGACUUUCAAAUGUUUGUGUCCUGAUGGAAUGCAUUUAGCAUCGGAUGGUUAUCAUUGCUUAUGUCCUGACGAUCAGAAACCAUUCACAAACAAUUCUUGUGCUCAAAGUGCCAACACGUGCGCUCCAGGAUUCUUCUCAUGUUCCAACAAACUUUGCGUUCCCAUGACGUAUCGAUGUGAUGGCGAAGAUGAUUGCGGUGACAGAUCGGAUGAGAUUGGAUGUGCAAGUAAUAAGCCAGCAUGUCCACCACAUAUGUUUACAUGCAUAACUGAUCAACAAUGCAUUCCUGAAUAUUUUGUUUGCGAUUAUGAGAAAGAUUGCAACGACGGAUCGGAUGAAAUCGCUUGUAAAGCUACUAAAUGUAAAGAAAAUGAAUUCACUUGCGAUAAUAAGCGUUGCAUUUCAAAGAAGUGGGUUUGCGAUAAAGAAAAUGAUUGUCGUGAUGGAAGUGACGAGAGAAAUUGUGGUUUAAAGAAUCAAACACAAGUUACGUGCAAGGAUGAAGAAUUCCGUUGUGCAUCAACUGGCGCUUGUAUUCCAUUACAAUGGCGUUGUGAUUCUGAUAAUGACUGUCCAGAUAAUUCUGAUGAAUUAGAUUGUAAUCGGAACACAACAUGUGACCCGUGGAUGUUUUCUUGUGGCGAUGGAAAAUGCAUUUACAAGACUUGGACUUGUGAUGGUGAACCAGAUUGUGCUGAUAAAUCUGAUGAAGCUAAUUGCACUACAACAACAGAUACAGCAAACAAGAAAACUCCAAUUAAUUUCGAUAUCAAUAAUUGUCAAGAUUGGAUGUUUAAAUGUGCUAACAAUAAAUGCAUUCCCUAUUGGUGGAAAUGCGAUUCAGUGAAUGAUUGUAAUGAUGGAAGUGACGAAAGAGGUUGUGGAAAAGAUGAAAACUCAACGACGACACUUCCCACGGAACCUCCAAAACCACCAAAAUGUGGUCAACAUGAAUUCCGGUGUGAUACUGGAGUUUGUAUUUCACGACGAUAUGUUUGCGAUGGUUUUGCUGAUUGUGGAAAAGGUGAAGACGAAGAAAAUUGCCCAGCAAAUCGCGCAUCAUGUGGCGCAAAUGAAUUCCGUUGUCGUAGUGACGGUAAUUGUAUGCCAAUGAGUAAAUAUUGUGACGGUAUUAAACAUUGUGCAGAUGGCAGUGAUGAAGAUUGUCAUUUUAAAACAAAUGCAACAAAUAUUCCAAACAAUGAUUGCAGCACAAAGCCAGGACUUUUCUUCUGUGACGAUACUUGUUUCCCUCUCAUGAAAAUUUGUGAUGGUGCACGUGACUGUAUGAAUGGAAAAGACGAAGAAGAUUGCGAUAAUAAACAACGAAUCUAUCAAGUCGUCUCGAUUGGUGUCAACGAAAGAACUUUGAAUGCGACAAGCUUCUUAAUCUAUUGGUGGAUUGCUGUGCCACAAAAUAUGACUUUCGAGUAUUUGCCAUCAAUCUUCAGUAAAGGCGUUUGGAAGAAUAAUACUGAGUGGAUUGAAUCCACUGAAUAUCGGUUCAAUCAUCUUGAAGCAUUUACUCUCUACAACGUUACGGUUUAUGUACGGAUCAAAGGAUCUAAAAAAGAAUUUGUUCCGUAUUUGCAUUACGAAGUCGCAACAGCUGAAGGAGUUCCAACUGAACCAAUAAAUGUUGAAGCUGUCCAAAUCAACGGAUCUCGUGUACAAGUCAGUUGGACAGCCCCAUUGAAAGCAAAUGGUCAUUUAGAAGGAUAUACAGUUUAUUAUCGUAAACAAUUACAAAGUAAUGCGAAUGUUCAUACAAAUCGCGUUAGCGCAUCUGAGCUUUCUCUCAUCAUUGAGUGGGAUUUCCAAGGUAAUGUAACUUAUGAGAUUUGGGUGAAAGCACGAAAUCGUAAACAAGAAUCGAUGUCAUCAAAACUUGUUCAAUUGACAUUUGAUGGAACUUCAAAUAUUGAUCAAAUUGAUGGACUGACGCUUGUCGAUAUGGAUGACACAAGCAUGACAUUAUCGUGGAAGAAGAUUAAAAAGGCUGAAGGAUAUAUUGUUCAACUUGUACUCCCACAUCCUUAUCCAAAAGUUGAACCAGUGAAAACUCAAAAUACUUCAGUAAAAAUACAAAAUCUCGUAAAUGGAGCUCAAUAUGUUGCACGUGUAUCUGCUUAUGUCAAGAACUACACUGGACGUUCUCAAUCUUUAAUAUUGAAACGAAAUGGAACACCACUUCCUGAAGUUCAAGCAAUUGAAACAAAACGUGAAGGCGAUUACAUCAAAUUAACGUGGAAAAAAGUUCCGCAAGAAGGAAAUAAGAAGUUUACUUAUGGAAUUUAUUAUGGCACAAAUUUGGAAGAGCUCUUUGAUCUUCCUAAAUUUAAAACACAAGACAGCAGCUUCUUGCUUACACAUUUGAAUCUGUGCACAUCUUAUUUGAUUGGUGUUGGAAUUGUUGGACCAACAGGACCCGGUCCACUAGCAAAGAAUCCAAGACAUAUUGAGACACAUUACAGUGAAUUGAAAGCACCACUUCAUCUUACAGUUUCAUUUGACGAUGAACGUCAAUCUAUGGACAUCUCAUGGGAACACAGUUGUUCACUUAAGAAUCAAAAUUACCCAAAUUAUGUCGUUACAAUGCGUGAAGUUGUGUUGAAUCAAACAGCUCAUGUUAUCGUUAAUUCAAGUUCAAACUCUACAUUGGUGCACACUUUCCAUGGUAUACCGAGAGGCGCUAGAUAUGAGAUUAGUGUCGCAACAACUGCAAAAGGCUCAAAACCAGCCAACAUUACUGUUUCAUCAACGCCACUUCCAAAGCCAAAAUUGAUGGCAAUUUACCCUGAGAAGAAUGGCUCAGUUGUGGUAUUCUGGAAAGAAGUUAAAGACUUGAAGAGUGAAAAGUUCACUUAUCAAGCUGUCGUUCGUCCUGGAGCAGGAACACGCGAAGAACGUGACAACAAACCCAUUGUCAUACUUGAAUCAGACACUCCUCCAAUAUUAGUCCAUCCAAGUCAUCUUGGCGGAGCUUUGUCUGCUGGUCAAGUUUUUAAUGUUGGUGUAAGAAUAAAGACGAAACAGGGUCUUUAUUCAGAGGUUGGUGAAUUUGAUAUCUUUGAAGUCCAACCUGAUGCAUUUUCGUCAACUGUGACAAGUUCAUCUGGUGGUGCUUGGCUUUUCAUAUUUACACUUAUAGUCAUUGCUGCACUCGGUGGCACCGUAAUGUUCCUCAUACAACGUAAUCGACGACUGAAAAAUUCAUUUAGUCGUUUUGCAAAUUCUCACUACGACACAAAAACGGGCGCAACCCGAAUUGGUGAUGUUAUGGAGGAUGAAGACCAUCAAGAAGUUCCUCCACGUUUUGAAGACGAUGAGCCGCUAGUGAUUGCAUGAGAUUAAUUGGAACUCAAACGUUUGAAAAUUGACUUUGUCUAAAUGAAAAUCGUCGCUUUAAAUGUUUUGUUUGAUUAGCGAAAUGAAAAAUUAACACAAAAAAGAAGAAAAACAGGAAAAGGAAUUAUAGUUUUUUUUAAUUUGUCAAAGAUUAUUAAAUAAGUUGUGACACGGUUUGAUAUUUUAUUAUUACAUAUCUAUCUAUCUAUUAUUAUUUUUUAAUUAAAUAUUAAGUUUUUCCUUUUAAAUAUAAAAAUACUAAAGAAAUAUUGACUUUAUUGAUUGUAAGAUUUUCUUCCUUGAACAUUUUAAGCUUGUGAUGAUUGCAAGUAUGAAAUGAGUGAAGAAAUAGAAAAAAACCUCAUUGCAGUGCAUAAUUGACUGUAUCAUAAUUUCACUACAUAAAUUCAUCCAGGAGAAGUUGAAACAAAGAUUAACGUUUAAUUUUCUUUUUUUUUAAUUCACAAAUUGUAAAUUGUUUAAAAUAAUUUAUUCUACUGCUGAUGAUUUCGGUUAAAUAUGCAAUGAAAGCGAUUGUAAAUAUUAUGUGGUAAAAGUUGAUAAAAUAGCAUUCCAAUAGCAUGUUUAUGUGUCAAAAAGAUGAAUAAUUGCCCCAAAACUGUUGAUCAUCUGAGAUUAUUAUUAUUUCAAUUAUUUUUUUUUAUUAUUUUAAAUGUAUUAAAAUUAAAAGAUGAUUUAGUUGGCAUAUUAUAAAAGAUUAGAAUAGUGGUCGUUAACUGAAACUGAAAAUUUCUGCUCUAGUUUACAUCGUAAAUAGUAUGAAAAAAGAAUCACCCAAGACUCUGAGAACUUGAUUUAAAUACAUAGAAUAAAUAACCAGAAAGAAAAACGCAAAGUUAAAGACGAUGAGAUAAAAUGUGAUAUUAAAAAAAUUCUUCAUCUUAAACUAAUUAACUGUGCUGAUCUUUAAUUUCAUAUUUUUAUUUUUCAUAAAUGUGCACUUUGUUGAUUCCCACGACACUUAAAUAGAUUCUUCAGCAAAAUACAAUUUAUGAACUGAAUUCUAUCCAUUUAUAUUUUUUUUUCAAUUCUAUUUUAAUAUUUCAUCAAUCUUUUUUGUGUGUAUUA
Messenger RNA from Clunio marinus, 7665 nucleotides. The record is from the annotation of a GenBank genome assembly. Lineage: Eukaryota; Metazoa; Arthropoda; Insecta; Diptera; Chironomidae.